This is a messenger RNA of Fusarium mangiferae, 1386 nucleotides long. RefSeq lists its product as uncharacterized. The record is from RefSeq and is a predicted model, not a curated record. The coding region runs from base 1 to 1386 and encodes 461 amino acids. The transcript has 2 exons. NCBI's taxonomy places the organism in Eukaryota, Fungi, Ascomycota, Sordariomycetes, Hypocreales, Nectriaceae.
AUGAAAAACGCACUUGUCUCAGGAGCUAGUCUCUUCGUUGCCGCCGUCCAUGGCGCGGUCGUGGAUAAACGCGCAAGCUCAGGUACUGCCACUGUCAAUCUUGCAGUACCACAAGGCACCCCGAGCCAUCUCGCGUCAGGCUUUAUCUACGGUAUUCCUGAUACCCCGAAUCAGAUCCCGGACCAGUUCUACACAGACAUGGGAUUCAGGUACACUAGAGCGGGAGGGGCUCAGAUUCCUGCCAGAGGUUGGGCAUUUGGAAAAGAUGAAUUCGAGCAACGCUUCGACUCAUCCUUGAGUAACUACAAGACGGCUCGCAAGUAUGGAGCACGUGUCCAGCUGUUGUUGGCUGAUCUAUGGGGGGCCGAUGCUACCAUCCGCCUCGCCAUGCCCGGGGCCAAUGGCGACUGGUCCUCGUUCGAUGAGUUUUUGGACACCGUGCUUGCACGGAUUGACGAGAAUGAUAUGAUUGAAGGACUCGACUUGGAGAUCUGGAACGAGCCUGACGGACCUGGUUUCUGGCAGUCAUCUCAGGCUCAGUAUCUUGAGAUGUGGGGACGUGCGUUCCCAAAGAUCCGCGCUGCCUUUCCUGAUAUGCCUAUAGUCGGUCCCUCAAGCGCCGGUCAGCCGUCUACUUCCAAUCGCUGGGCUAAACGGUUCUAUCAGUUCAUCAAGACAAAUGGGAGUGUACCUGAUUAUUACACUUGGCACGAGGAGACAAGUGGCGAUGAGGUCACCAGAGAUGUUCGAAAUCUUGAGAAUCUCAUCGCUGAUGUAGGGCUACCUCGAAAGCCCUUCAUGAUCAACGAGUAUGCAGUCCGGAGCGAGCAAAACCCAGCUACAGCGGCGUGGUAUAUUUCCCGUCUCGAACGACAUAAUGUCAUCGGCCUACGAGGGCACUGGGCCUCGGGAUACUCUCUUCAUGACUACUUCGCAAACCUACUGAGCAAACCUGGUGCAACUGAUAAAUGUCGAUCGAACUCUUGUGCCACAUCUACUGGCUACUGGGGAAACGGAGAGUACAAUGUUUACAAGUACUACAACCUCAACAUGACCGGCAGUCGAGUACAAACAUCGGGCUCUUCGGACACGUUGUUUGACGUUUAUGCAACCUCGAACGGCAAGUCACGUUCAGCCAAGAUAUUGUGUGGGACACGACAUCAUGCCUCUACCUGGAGUGUUCAAAUCAUGAAUCUGGAUAAGGCUGGCUACCCGAAGAAUGGAAAGGUUAAGAUACAGAAAUACCAGUUUGGCUUCGGGAACGGAAAGUUUGAUCGUGUAUCUGUAGUAGAUCUUGGGCUCCAGGAGUAUACCUCGAAAAAUAACCAGCUGACUUUUGAUGUGACUACUAAUAAUAUAGCAGCUUAUGCUUUUGAGCUUAUUUAG